Molecule: messenger RNA, 1469 nt
Organism: Chaetomium strumarium
Lineage: Eukaryota; Fungi; Ascomycota; Sordariomycetes; Sordariales; Chaetomiaceae
Product: S-adenosyl-L-methionine-dependent methyltransferase
Exons: 2
Coding region: 154-1233 (359 amino acids)
Molecular function (GO): tRNA (cytidine-N3)-methyltransferase activity
Source: RefSeq, a predicted model, not a curated record
UCCCACUUUCCUUUCCUGUCUGCAAAACCUUGCAGUUCACAUGGAAAGAUGCGCUGGAGUUGCGUCGCAACAAACGCAGUUCAAUGAUCUGCGGCUCUGCUAGCUGCUUCUCAUAGGGCGCGCUAACUCUAUUCACACAAGACUCAGCCCACCAUGACCGUGGAGACUGAAAGCCGUGCGCUCGUCGCGGGCGAUGUCCAGACGGACACCCAAGACAAGCUUGCCACUGCAAUUUCCUCGCUCGAAAUAGCGCAGGAGAAGCAGCAGUCCGAGGUGCCUCCUCAUCGGUCACACGAUCCCCAGCACAACCAGAAGAGGAGCGACCCGUUCCAAUUUGGAUCCCGCUAUCUGGGAGAGGAGGACGACGUUUUCGAGUUCAAUGCAUGGGACCAUGUCGAGACUGACGAAGCAUACAAGGAGUAUGCUGAGCAACAGUACGCCAUGCAGCGUCAGGCCCCUGUGUCCGACUUUGACAAGACGCGAUUCAAUUCGGAUCCUGCCAAGUGGUGGAACCUGUUCUACAAAAACAACACGGCCAAUUUCUUUAAGGACCGGAAGUGGCUUCAGCAGGAGUUCCCAAUUUUAGACAAGGUGACCCAAGAGGACGCCGGACCGGUCACAGUACUGGAGAUAGGAGCUGGUGCCGGCAACACGGCGUUUCCCAUCGUGACGAAGAACAAGAACCCGAAGCUGAAGGUUCACGCUUGUGACUUCUCCAAGAAGGCUGUUGAGGUCAUGCGCAAUCAUGAAUCCUACAACCCUGAGGUGAUGCAAGCCGACGUAUGGGAUGUUGCUGGAGAUGAGCUGCCGCCGGGCCUUGGAGAAGGAUCCGUAGACGUCGCAAUCAUGGUGUUUAUCUUCUCUGCGCUUUCCCCGUCGCAGUGGAAGAAGGCGGUGGCGAACGUCUACAGAGUGCUGAAGCCGGGUGGCGAGGUCUGCUUCCGCGACUAUGGAAGAGGAGACCUGGCCCAGGUCCGGUUCAGGAAGGGGCGGUAUCUGGACGAGAAUUUCUACAUUCGGGGCGAUGGUACGCGCGUCUAUUUCUUCGAGAAGGAGGAGCUAGCCGACAUCUGGAGCGGGAAGCUCAGCACGCCUGCCGAGGGCGAGUCAGAUAGACUCGAGCCAAGCUUCGAGGUCGAGGAGCUUGGGGUUGAUCGCAGACUACUGGUCAAUCGUGCCCAGAAACUCAAGAUGUACCGUUGCUGGCUUCAGGGCCGGUUUAGAAAGAAAUAGAGAAGAUGCAGUAAACCAAACAACCGGAAUUCUGGCUCCCCUCGAAAGGCUGACAUGCAGAAGGAAGUGCCGAAGACGUAGAUUGUUAGAUGCGCCAUGUAUUAGAAGUUUGGUGAGUUGUACAAGGUUGGACUGGGAGACUUUACUCGCCUCUGCCUGAAGUGUUUGCUAGGGAGUAUUUUCAAAUUGGUAACAAUUCUGUUUUUGCUGAAUAGCUGUCUACCUUACCUAUUCUG